This is a messenger RNA of Dentiscutata erythropus, 480 nucleotides long. The record is from the annotation of a GenBank genome assembly. Lineage: Eukaryota; Fungi; Glomeromycota; Glomeromycetes; Diversisporales; Gigasporaceae.
AUGACCCUCUAUUCUUUAUUAUUUCAACAAAACGUUUCUCCAUAUUCUAUGUCUUUAUAUAAUGCGAUUUGUUCUUUACAAAAAUGCAAUGAUACUUUAAUAUCUUCAACCCUUUCGAGUUUCAAAAUAGACUGUGCAUCUGAUAUAGCUACAAAUAAUCCUUACGUUUAUGUUGUUGAACUUUUAUUUACUUUUUAUUCACCAUUAAUAAGUUCCUAUUGCUUUAAAAAUUCUACUGGAGGAUCAUGUAUUUUUAAAUAUUGGGAAGAUUACGCGUUAUAUGCUGGUGCCGGCACAGCUCAAGAUGAUAUUAAUAAUCGUAAAACUCAAUAUACUGCAAAAUAUGAAGUUCCAGACACUACAAAUGCUAUAUUUAUAAAAAAGCUAAAAAAAGGCAAUAGGAGUUCUGAAAUCGAUUAUAUUCCUACACCAGGAACAAAUUCUGAAGCUAAAGAGGCAGCUGCAGAAUUUAAAUCCUAA